AUGCUGUGCGGUACAGAUGCCGACAUCAUCGAGGUUGCCGGCCCGUCACCGGACCUCUCAUUCCGGAUGCGGCUGCUCCGCUCCGAGAAUCCGGACGUUGUCAACGGCUUGCUCGCUCUCCUACCCUUCCAAAGCUUCCUACUCCACGUCGUGGUAGCCGGCGAGACCAUCUACACGCCGGCGCCUAGCAUAUCUCUUUCCUCCAAGAACAUGGUGCCCCGACAAAAGGGCACUGUCUACUGGAACACGACCAGCCAGUCAGUGUGCUUCUGCUACGGCGCCGUAACCGAGAGUACGGCCGUCAAUCAGUUUGCCCAGGUACUUGACGAGGAUCUGCCGAAGCUUGAGGCUCUCGGAAGGCUGGUGUACAGAGAGACUGUGUCGGCAAAGACGCCGACUAUCGUUCAGAUGACCAUGCGCCUGCCCGGAGAUAACUCAGCACCCAAGACCCAACCGCAUUCCGUGGUUGGCGACAAGUUUGACGGAAGCUGGCAAUCAGCCAAGGCGCUGAUCGAGCAAGAGAUCAGGAGUCUCCGGCAGCCGCAAGAGCCAAUAGACAUCAAACGCAUCCGCCUCGGCGCGACAGCCGCCCGCGCAGGCAGUGAGGGCAGCGCGCUGCAAACCAUCGUCUUCCUGCAAGGCUUCCUGUCAACACUCGGCCCCCACGUCUUCUCCCGGCUACUCGCCGUGUCCUACUACCCAGAGAUGACUGUGCCGCUGAUGGUCCGGCAGACGCGCGAGUUCCUGAUCCAAACUUUCAACCACUUCCACUUCCUGUCGGACCUGGGGCUCAGACGCACGGCCAAGCUGGGCGAUGUGUAUUCGCAGGCGCUGGACUCGGUCACGACGAUGGACGAGUACAGGGAGCUUACGGAUGCGAUGCGGACGCUGAUACAACUGCUGUACCGGUGGCUGCACCUGGUGUUUCCGUGGCACCUGAAGGGCCGGCUGCAGAGCCGGUCGGUGGAAGAGGCGGAUGGCAUGCCGUCAUUAGCAGUUCUCGAUGGAGUCAAUCCUUGA
Messenger RNA from Thyridium curvatum, 1020 nucleotides. RefSeq lists its product as uncharacterized. NCBI's taxonomy places the organism in Eukaryota, Fungi, Ascomycota, Sordariomycetes, Thyridiales, Thyridiaceae. Bases 1 to 1020 code for a protein of 339 amino acids. The transcript has a single exon. The record is from RefSeq and is a predicted model, not a curated record.